ACAACUACUCCAUGUCUCACUACUACUCCUCCAUGUGAGACAACAACUCCGCCAUGUGUGACCACAACCCCUCCAUGUGAGACAACAACUCCUCCAUGUCUGACAACAACACCUCCAUGUGUGACCACAACCCCCCAUGUGAGACAACAACUACUCCAUGUCUCACUACUACUCCUCCAUGUGAAACAACAACUCCUCCAUGUGUGACAACAACGACUUGUGUGACAACAACUACUUGUGUGACAACAACUACUUGUGUGACAACUACUACUUGUGCGACAACAACUCCUUGUCCUCCAGCAACAACUACCAAAGGUCGCAAACAGAAUGUGUCGUCUGUGACUAAUAGUCCUGUGUCAGGGGCUAAAAAGGUUUUGUCAGGAAGUCAAAAAGCUUUGACUGGAGCUAAAAAGGCUUUGUUAAAUUUGGUGAGCACCUCCACUGAAGAUUGUGAGCAGAGAGCGGAUGGCAUCUUCCUCCAGGAUGCGAACCAUUGUCGCCGAUUCUAUCAGUGUCGCGGAGGUAAGCGGGUGGUUCGUCGUUGCAAGUCGGGCAACUGGUUCGAUAUCCAGGCUGGAAAAUGCCGUCGUCGGAACCAGGUCAAGAACUGCCCUGCGAAGCGUAAUUGAUUUAUAAAAAGAAAGUAUUACAACACGCCUAGCCUAAAUUGUAAACCAAUUCAAAUAAAUCGCAGCUUAUUCAUACCCUAA
Drosophila mojavensis is the source of this 710-nucleotide messenger RNA. RefSeq names its product salivary glue protein Sgs-3-like. The transcript has 2 exons. The record is from RefSeq and is a predicted model, not a curated record. Bases 96 to 629 code for a protein of 177 amino acids. Gene Ontology annotation, cellular component: extracellular region. NCBI's taxonomy places the organism in Eukaryota, Metazoa, Arthropoda, Insecta, Diptera, Drosophilidae. Gene Ontology annotation, molecular function: chitin binding.